CGAGGUCAAAGUUUUAUUAAUAGCAAGUGAAAAAUAACAGCAUGUUAAUCAUAUUAUUUUCCAAUAAUUCUUCCAGUAAACAAAAUUUAAGUAAAGUAUUUUAGUUGAAAUGAAAAGUCAAAGUGAAUGGAAUCCCUGUACACACUUGAUGGCUAAAAUUCCUGAAGUUAAUUACGGAAUUAUAGUUUUAAAUACACCUAUAGAUUUUAAUUUUAACUCACAAUUUAUUAUAAAAAUGUGGAAUAAUGCUAAAGUUCGUGUAACAGUUGAUGGGGGUGCUAAGAGAUGGUUAAAUUGGUUGGAAGCUAAUAGAUAUGAAUUAAAUGAUGUUUUAAUACCGGAUUUAUUGACAGGGGACUUGGAUUCCUUACAUACAGAAGUUUUGGAAAUGUUUCGUAAAUCUAAAACAAAAGUUGUUGAAACUCCUGACCAAAAUAAAACAGACUUUACAAAAAGUCUUGAGCAAUUGGACAUUUAUUGCAAACAAGAAAAUAUUAAAAUAGACACUGUUUUUGUGUUGGCUGAUACUUGUGGCCGUUUGGACCAAAUUAUGGCUAAUUUAAACACCAUGUAUAAAGCCAAUAGCAUAUUAGAAGAUGUGGCAGUUUUUCAAAUAGCUAGUAAUUCUUUAUCUUGGGUCUUACAUAAAGGGGAACAUAGGAUACUCAUACCUGAAGAAUUAAGAAGCAACCAUGAAUGGUGUGCUUUAUUACCUAUAGGAAUGCCAUGUCAAGUGACUUCAACAGGAUUAAAGUGGAAUUUAGAAAAUGGGACACUACAAUUUAAUGGAUUGGUUAGUUCAUCUAAUACUUAUGAUGAUUUAUCGCCUGUUGUGACGGUUCAAACUGACAAUCCACUAGUUUGGUCGAUGGGAAUAGAUACAUUAUUUUAGAAUUAGGUAUUAUUAAUUAUUAAGCUUAAAGUCUUUUUGUAUAUAUAAUAUCGGGCCUCUAUAUGAUAAUAUUUAUUAAUAUACAUUAUAUUUUUAAAAGAAUAAGAGGAA
Messenger RNA from Brassicogethes aeneus, 1003 nucleotides. Lineage: Eukaryota; Metazoa; Arthropoda; Insecta; Coleoptera; Nitidulidae. The record is from the annotation of a GenBank genome assembly.